Messenger RNA from Aethina tumida (small hive beetle), 750 nucleotides. RefSeq lists its product as uncharacterized. Gene Ontology annotation, molecular function: ubiquitin conjugating enzyme binding; ubiquitin protein ligase activity. The record is from RefSeq and is a predicted model, not a curated record. The transcript has a single exon. Gene Ontology annotation, biological process: proteasome-mediated ubiquitin-dependent protein catabolic process; multicellular organism development. Gene Ontology annotation, cellular component: cytoplasm. The coding region runs from base 1 to 750 and encodes 249 amino acids. NCBI's taxonomy places the organism in Eukaryota, Metazoa, Arthropoda, Insecta, Coleoptera, Nitidulidae.
AUGGAUUCAAAAACCGAGAACCUGCUCAAAAAGCUGGAGUGCAAAGAAUGUGGCAACUAUAUGUGUCCGCCGAUCAGGAUGUGCAUAAACCGUCACAGUUACUGCGACCUGUGCUUCAAAAAAGUGACCAGGUGUCCAGAAUGUCGUGGCCAGAAAUCGACGCUCCGAAAUCACACGUUCGAAAACAUCGUCCAUCAGAUGCUGUUCCCGUGCAAGUACGUGGACAAGGGCUGCGGAUUUCUCGGCAACUGGAACGAAAUUGCGUCGCACAAAGACUGCGAUUACGGCGCGAAGCCGUGUCCGUUCGCCAUCGUGUCGGCCAUGCCUUGCAAUUGGAAGGGUAACAGGCUGGAGUUGAAGGGUCACAUGGAGGUUUGCCAGUUUUCUCGGUAUUGCAGCGAUGCAGUUCCCUAUAGGAGUUUGACGAGGAACUCGCGACAGUGCUACGGUCGUAGGUUGAUUAUGGUGUACGAUCAGUUCUUCGUGGUGUGUUGGUGUAAAACUGGAGACUUUCUGAAGUUUUUCGUCUACACCAUGUUCGGCAAUGUGUGUGCGCCGUACAGAUUCGACAUCGCUUUCCACAACAACGACAAAGUACUUUUCAGUUUUUCCAGUGUAUGCAAGAAAUUUGACAAUUACCAUAAGAAAUCUGUUGACGACAAGCACUGCAUUUUGAUGCCUGCUAAUAUGAUGGAUAUGCGGUCGGCGAGCAAAAUUGUUGAAGUCAGUGUUGACAUCACCAAACUGUGA